UGCCUUAGCAACAGCCAGGCAUGGAAGCUCCUCUGAGAAUCACAAGCAUUCAGAUCACGUUGGAAGGCCAGAGAAUCUGGAGUCUGGUGGCAGCGGCAGUGAUGUGUGCAUUUGCUUAGGAGCAGGUGACAUGGCUUUCUCUUCAGACUUCUUUAUGCCUGAGCCACCCAUUGGAAAGUUUCAUGCAGGCUCUUGGGAAAGCUGGUGCUGCUGCUGCUGCUGCUGUCUGAUUCCCGCGGACAGACCUUGGGACCGGGGCCGGAGCUGGCAGCUGGAGAUGGCGGACACCAGAUCGGUGUAUGAAACCAGGUUUGAGGCGGCGGUGAAGGUGAUCCAGAGUUUGCCGAAAAAUGGAUCAUUCCAGCCAACAAAUGAAAUGAUGCUCAAGUUCUAUAGCUUCUACAAACAGGCAACUGAAGGGCCCUGUAAACUUUCAAGGCCUGGAUUCUGGGAUCCUAUUGGAAGAUAUAAAUGGGAUGCUUGGAGCUCAUUGGGUGAUAUGACUAAAGAAGAAGCCAUGAUUGCAUAUGUUGAAGAAAUGAAAAAGAUUCUUGAAACUAUGCCUAUGACUGAGAAAGUUGAAGAAUUGCUGCAUGUUAUAGGUCCAUUUUAUGAAAUUGUAGAAGACAAAAAGAGCGGGAAGACUUCUGACUUGACCUCAGUCCGAUUGGAGAAAAUCUCCAAGUACUUAGAAGAUCUUGGUAAUGUUCUGAUCUCUUCAAAUGCCAAAGCUGUUAAUGGUAAAACGGAGAGCAGUGACAGUGGAGCUGAGUCUGAGGAAGAGGAGGCCCAAGAAGAGGUCAAAGGAGCAGAACGGAGUGGAAGUAAUGAAGAUAAGAAAAUGGUAAAGAAAUCAACAGAUAAGAAUUUGGAAAUCAUUGUCACCAAUGGCUAUAAGGAUAGCUUUAUUCAGGAUACACACAAUGAUGUUCAUAGCGGUUCUUCCCCGAGGGACAGAAGCAAUGAAGAAGCAAAACUGGUAGAUCCGAGUCUGGAGCAGACCGGAAACACUGUUGUCUGCGUUCACCAAGAUACAAAUGAUGAUCACAGUGAAGAUGCUUCAGGAAUUCAUUUGACAAGUGAUUCAGAUAGUGAAGUAUACUGUGAUUCUAUGGAGCAGUUUGGACAAGAAGAGUAUUACUUAGGUGGUGAUCCCAGUCAGCACUUGGAAAAUUCUGGUUUUUGUGAAGACGCUCAAAUAUCUCCCAGAAAUGGCAGCAUUGGGAAAAUGCGGAUGGUAGCAGUCGAGGGAAAAGGUGAAGUAAAGCACGGAGGAGAAGAUGGCAGAAGUAACAGCGGAGCGCCACACCGUGAGAAGAGAGGAGGAGAAAGCGAGGACUUCUCUAAUGUCAGAAGAGGGAGAGGGCAUAGAACGCCCCAUCUGAGUGAAGGGACCCAGGGUCGGCAAAUAGGCAGUGGAGGUGAUGGCGAGCGCUGGGGCUCAGACCGAGGCUCCAGCGGCAGCCUCAGUGAGCAGAUUGCCCUUGUACUCAUUAGACUACAAGAGGACAUGCAGAAUGUCCUUCAGAGACUUCAUCGACUGGAAACACUAACUGCUUCGCAGGCAAAAUUAUCGUUGCAAACAAGUAAUCAGCCCUCCUCACAGAGACCAUCUUGGUGGCCCUUUGAGAUGUCUCCUGGUGCAUUAACUUUUGCUAUUAUAUGGCCUUUUAUUGCCCAGUGGUUGGUGCAUUUAUAUUAUCAAAGAAGGAGAAGAAAACUAAACUGAAGAAAAUCACAUUUUAUUCAAGAAGACUUCUAGAUCUGGAUGGCCUAAAAUAUGAAAUGGAUUGUGGAUUUCACAAGAAAAUCUCAGUUUGUGAUGAUUACAUUUCUUUUUUGUCCAAUAGUUUGGUUUAUAUAUAUAUAUACAUAUAUAUAUAUGUAUUCUUUGCACUACACAAAUGGUAACAUUUUAAGGACUAAUAUUGCUGAUACUUGAAAAAUCAAUCUCAAUUAGGUUUUAACUGGCACACAUAGACUUACUCUUUUUGAGCUUGAAGGACAUUAAGUUAUUAAUUAUUGUUUAGUAACAUGUUUACCUGAUUUUCUCUCAUAAGAAAUAAAAGCUGCUUUUAUAAGGCACUGUUAUGAUUGUAAGAUAAGAUUUAUAAUACUUACUUUUCUAAAUUAAUCACAAGAAAGAAUUCAACACAAGAGUAGAUUUAAAUAAGGUUAAAUCAAUUUUGUAGCAGUCACUGAACUGUCAGCCAGGUAGCAGAAAACCGAUGGAAGAAUCCUCUACGUGUUUUUGUGGUCUGCAGAGUCUUGGGGUUUCACGACUCAGAAAAUCACUGUCCUUUGUACUGUGGUUACUUUUUACAAAUGAUUCAUUGAACAGACUUAACUGGAUGAUGGAGAUGAUGGAGAAUAGGCCUAAUGGAUGUGUGAAAGUGUGUUCCAAGCUGACCCCAAGAACUAAGCAGAUUUUAAUUCAAUCAUUCACUCUUACUCUUUUGUAAUCAUUUUUCUUUAAGUGAGGAUAUCCAAUGUUGGCUUCAUAGGGUGCUUUGCAAAAAAAAUGAGAACUUAUUUAUACUGUUUUUACUAAAGAAAAAAACCGCAUGAAAAUCUUUUUUUUUUUUUUCUGCAAGUGGUAAACUCCAGUUUGGAUUCUUAACCUCUUAGUGCCUCAGGUUUUCCUUUGGGGUGUACUCACAAGGUAUUAGAAGGACUUUAAAUAUACAGGCCAUCUGUGUCCACAUAAUUAAAGAAUGCCUAACUAAUGGAAACUUAAGUUGCUUCUGGCCAUUAGACCAAAAGGAAGAUUAAUGUAGAUCCUGGAAGACUGUAUUUGAAAAACAAUCCUUGUAUACUUUCCAAAACCCAUGCUCACUCAUAUACCUUAUGCUUUGAAGAUGUAAUUUAAAAACUUUCUAGCAAAUCCCCCUUUUUCCUUUUGAGACAGUCUCAGUAGUAGCUCAUGCAGGCCUCCAAUUUAUAUAUAGCUAAAGAUGACCUUGAACACUUGAUGUAAUGGUCUCCACUUCUCUCCAGUUUCUGGGACCACAGGCAUGUACCACCAUGGCUAGCUUUGUAUAAUAAAAAAAUUAAUGCAUUCUUGAUGUAUAUGAUGUUUGGGUAUUAGCAUUAGGUACUGAAAAUUUUCAGUAAGAGUGAAAGAAUCCUUAUCUAGUAUAUAUCUUUGAAGAAAAAAAAUAUGAGAACAUGAUUUGCUUGUCCCAGAUUUCUCAAUUUUUUUUUUUUUUUUUUUUUUUACUGUACUUAGUUUUUAAAUUGUAUAUCACAUCUUGGUUGAUCUGUUUAAAAGGAGCUACUAGUAUUUGCUUAAGAUACAAAACAAACCAACCCAAAUCUAUUUUCUACUUAUUUAGAAGGGAAAAAAAGGCAAAUAACUGAAUUAUCAUAGAGAAAGUGUGGAUUGAGAGUUUAUUUUUUUUUAAAUUAGACAAUUUGGUAUCAUAAAAUGGCUUUUUUUCUUAUAUGAAUAAAAUGCAAAUCAAGGAUGUAACCAGUUGUGAUUCAUUGCAAGUAGUCAAGGUAACUAACUCCUAAGGGCAACCAUUUAUAUCUUAUACCAGAAUUACUUUAUAGUUUGAAAAGCACUUUGCACAGUUCUUGUAUAUAAAAGAUGUAAUUAUAGGAUAUAAUGGUAAUGCUUUAAAACAUAAACCUCAUUUUAAAAAUUGACAGCUAUGAUAUUUUUUUAAUGAUCAGCUUUUCUGUUUAUUGUAAAACUAAGUUAACAAUAAAAGGUUAAUGAGAAA
Molecule: messenger RNA, 3728 nt
Organism: Onychomys torridus (southern grasshopper mouse)
Lineage: Eukaryota; Metazoa; Chordata; Mammalia; Rodentia; Cricetidae
Gene: Acbd5
Product: acyl-CoA binding domain containing 5
Exons: 14
Coding region: 131-1729 (532 amino acids)
Biological process (GO): fatty acid metabolic process; autophagy of peroxisome
Cellular component (GO): peroxisome
Molecular function (GO): fatty-acyl-CoA binding
Source: RefSeq, a predicted model, not a curated record